Molecule: messenger RNA, 1287 nt
Organism: Vitis riparia (riverbank grape)
Lineage: Eukaryota; Viridiplantae; Streptophyta; Magnoliopsida; Vitales; Vitaceae
Product: probable disease resistance protein At5g63020
Exons: 4
Coding region: 1-1287 (428 amino acids)
Biological process (GO): defense response to other organism
Molecular function (GO): ADP binding
Source: RefSeq, a predicted model, not a curated record
AUGGAUUGUGUGAGCCCAAUCUUGGAUGUUGUCACUCGCGUAUGGAACUUCACAGCCAAGCAUGCCGGCUACAUCCAGGAUCUGCAGGAAAAUAUGGACUCGUUAAGAAACGCAAUGCAGGAGCUGAAGAACGCAUACCAGGAUGUGAAGGGAAGAGUUGAACUUGAAGAUCAACGGCAAAUGAAGCGCACAAAUGAAGUGGACGGCUGGCUCCAUAGCGUCCUAGCCAUAAACUGCCGGUCCAGCUACAAGCUUGGGAAGAAAGCGAGUAAAAAGCUGGGUGCUGUGACUGAAUUAAGGAACAAGGGACGCUUUGAUGGUGUGGCAGAGAGGUUAGCUCAAGCUCCAGUGGAUGAGAGGCCGGUGAAGAAGACUGUGGGCCUAGAUCUGAUGUAUCCAGAGGAAGUCAUUCGCAACAAAUUAGACAUCCCGGAUAAUAGAUGGAGAAAUAGAAGUGAAGACGAGAAGGCAGUAGAAAUUUUCAAUGUCUUGAAGGCGCAAAGGUUUGUGUUGUUGUUAGAUGAUGUAUGGAAACGACUUGAUCUCCAAAAGUUGGGGGUUCCUUCUCCUAAUUCCCAAAACAAGUCUGAAGUAAUAUUAACAACCCGAUCUCUGGAUGUUUGUCGUGAUAUGGAAGCUCAAAAAAAUAUUAAGGUGGAGUGUUUGACACAAGGGGAGGCUAUUAAUUUGUUCAAGAAGAAGGUUGGAGAGACUACUCUAAAUUCACAUCCAGAUAUACCACAACUCGCUGAAAUUGCUGCUAAAGAGUGCAAAGGUCUACCACUUGCACUCGUUACUAUUGGGCGAGCUAUGACCGGCAAGAACACACCACGAGAAUGGGAGCGAGCAAUACAAAUAUUGAAGACUUAUCCAUCAAAGUUUUCAGGUAUGGGUGAUCAUGUAUUUCCGGUCCUGAAAUUCAGUUAUGAUAACUUGCCAAAUGACACCAUCAGGGCUUGUUUUUUAUAUCUUGCCAUAUUCCCAGAAGACUACGAAAUUAUAGAUGAUGAUCUUAUAUUUCUCUGGAUUGGAGAAGGGUUUUUGGAUGAAUUUGACAACAUAGCUGAAGCAUAUAACCAAGGGCAUGAUAUCAUUGAGCAUCUAAAGACAACAUGUUUAUUGGAGAGCGUUGGAUUUGAUCAAGUCAAGAUGCAUGAUAUUAUUCGUGCUAUGGCUUUGUGGUCCUCUGUCCUUUCAAAAGUUACGAAGCUCUCAAAAAUUGCAAAAUGCUAUAAGGCGUUUAGGCCUUGGGAACUUGGAAGAUAUGACCUUUCUCCAAUUGCCUAG